Messenger RNA from Naumovozyma castellii, 1272 nucleotides. RefSeq names its product glutamate 5-kinase (gene PRO1). The transcript has a single exon. The record is from RefSeq and is a predicted model, not a curated record. Lineage: Eukaryota; Fungi; Ascomycota; Saccharomycetes; Saccharomycetales; Saccharomycetaceae. Bases 1 to 1272 code for a protein of 423 amino acids.
AUGACCAUGUCGAAGUGCUACACGUUAGUUAUCAAACUGGGAUCCUCAUCCUUGGUAGACGAGAAAACUAAAGAGCCAAAAUUGGCUAUUAUGUCCCUAAUAGUGGAAACUGUGGUUAAAUUAAGAAGGUUAGGCCAUAAGGUUAUUAUUGUUUCCAGUGGAGGUAUUGCUGUGGGCUUAAGGACUCUGAAUUUGGAUAAGAGACCAAAACAUUUGGCUGAAGUGCAGGCUAUUGCCGCCGUGGGUCAAGGACGAUUGAUUGGAAGAUGGGACUUACUGUUUUCCCAAUUUGGUCAAAGAAUAGCACAGAUUUUAAUUACAAGGAACGAUAUUGUGGAUUGGACUCAAUAUAAGAACGCUCAAAAUACUAUUAAUGAGUUGUUGAAGAUGGGUGUCGUUCCUAUUGUUAAUGAAAAUGAUACAUUAUCUAUCAGCGAAAUUAAGUUUGGUGAUAAUGAUACUUUGUCUGCCAUCACUUCUGCAUUGGUAGGUGCGGAUUAUUUGUUCCUUCUUACCGAUGUAGACUGUCUUUACACGGAUAAUCCUAGAACAAAUCCAGAGGCCAAGCCAAUCCUCGUGGUUCCAGAUUUAGCUAAGGGUUUGCCAGGUGUCAAUACAUCUAGUGGUUCCGGGUCUGAUGUCGGUACAGGUGGUAUGGAAACAAAAUUAAUUGCUGCUGAUUUGGCUACUAAUGCUGGUGUGCAUACUAUCAUUAUGAAAAGUGAUAUUCCAGGAAAUAUUUUAAAAAUAGUGGAGUAUAUGCAAGCUCAAGACCUGGAUACAAAUAAGAAACAGAAAUAUCAAGGCGAUUUAAGCAGUUUACAGGAUAAAGAGUUAGCCACCCUACAAAGCUUACACGUUCCAUUGCAUACAACCUUCAUUGCUAAUGAUAAUUUGCAUCAUUUAAAAAAUAGAGAAUUUUGGAUCUUACAUGGGUUGGUUACACGAGGGUCGGUUAUUAUUGAUCAAGGGGCCUAUAAUGCAUUGACACGUAAGAAUAAAGCUGGUUUAUUACCAGUAGGUAUCAUUGACAUUGAGGGUACCUUCCAUGAAUUGGAAUGUGUAGACCUUAAAUUAGGGAAAAGGUUACCAAACGGUGAACUAGAUCCAAACACUCCCCUUCAAACUGUUGGGAGAGCAAGAUGUAACUAUACUAGUCUGGAAUUAAGUAGGAUCAAGGGUUUGCAAAGUGAACAAAUUGAAGAAGAAUUAGGUUAUGCGGACAGUGAGUAUGCUGCCCACAGAGAAAAUUUAGCCUUUCCUCCUCAUUAA